This is a messenger RNA of Trichoderma breve, 1740 nucleotides long. RefSeq names its product flavin-binding monooxygenase-like domain-containing protein. The transcript has 5 exons. Bases 1 to 1740 code for a protein of 579 amino acids. NCBI's taxonomy places the organism in Eukaryota, Fungi, Ascomycota, Sordariomycetes, Hypocreales, Hypocreaceae. Gene Ontology annotation, molecular function: N,N-dimethylaniline monooxygenase activity; flavin adenine dinucleotide binding; NADP binding. The record is from RefSeq and is a predicted model, not a curated record.
AUGGAGACGAUUGACUGUGUCGUGGCUGGCGCCGGAUGGUACGGACUGGCCGCCGCGAAGCAAUACCGCAUCGUCCACCCAGAUGACUCUCUCGUGGUAUUUGAUCCUCAGUCCAGCGUCGGCGGUACAUGGGCCGACGAGCGAUUGUAUCCAGAUGUGAAGAGCAACAACCUCUUGGGGACGUACGAGUAUCCGGAUUUCCCCAUGGAUCCCAGCAAAUUCCAAGUAAAGCCUGAACAAUACAUUCCCGGAGAGGUCACCAAUGCAUAUCUCAAGGCCUACGUGGACAAUUUCAACCUCGGAGGCUUAAUUCGUCUUCAAACCAAGAUCACCGUCGCUGAACACAACGAUACUCCAGAAGGCGGCUGGACCCUGACCAUUGUCAACCACGAAGGUCAAGAGUCCAAGGUCUUUGCCAAGCGCCUCAUUGUCGCCACCGGUCUAACUUCAAGGCCCUUCAUGCCUCACUUUGACGGCCAGGAAGAUUUCGGAGGCAAGAUUUUCCACAGCAAAUUCUUUAAACAGAACCGAGACACCCUCAAGACUUCCAAAGCAGUCACUGUAUUUGGAGGAACAAAGUUUGGCUGGGAUGCCGCUUACAGCUACGCUACCGCCGGCGUGGAAGUGAAUUGGGUCAUUAGAUCAACUGGCCACGGUCCCUGUUGGAUGGCCCCAUCGUAUGUAACUCCAUUCAAGAAAUGGAUUGAGAAGCUUGCGAAUAUGCGCUUCCUCACAUGGUUCAGUCCCUGUGUCUACAGCGGUGCUGCUGGCUACACCGGUAUCCAGCGCUUCCUCCACGGCACUUUUAUCGGCCGCCUCAUCGUGAAUGCCUUCUGGGCAGUCCUCGGUGGCGAUGUCAUGAGUCUCAAUGCAUAUGAUUCGCAUCCUGAGAUGGCGAAGCUGAAGCCAUGGACCCCAGCCAUGUUCACCGCAGCCAGCUUCAGCAUUCUCAACUACGACACCGACUUUUUCGAGCUCGUCCGGAACGGCAAGAUCAAGAUUCACCUCGGCGAGAUUGAUCACCUGAGUCCCGGCUGGAUCGGCUCCCCCCCUAUCAAGUUUCUUCCUGAAGGUAUCGAAAAGGAACUUGGGAUGCCGCAUGAAAUCGACACAGAGGCUCCCCCAGAGGAUCUCGCCAACCAGCAGGAUCUCAUCAGACGCGCCGACAAGGAAAUCGUGAAGCGCUUCCCCAGACUCGCAGACCAACCCGUCUGGAACAAAAACUACAUCCCCCUAACCAAGCAAAAGGGCAUCUCCAGCAACGAGUCCAUGACGCCAUAUACCCCUCAAACUCCCUUCAUGCUGUACCACUUCCUCGUACCACCAUCGGAACGCUUCCUCCGACCUCGCGACAUCGCCUUCUGCGGCUUCGUCAGCAACUUCAGCAACACACUAACCGCACACCUCCAGGGCCUCUGGAUCGGUGCGUAUUUCCGGCGUCUUCUCGUCAACGAUCCAUCCCAAGCCGUCGACGACAAAGACGCCAUGGCCAAGCUGCGAUAUGAGACGAUGCUUCACAAUCGCUUUGGCAAGUGGCGCUACCCUGCUGAAACAAAGUCCCCGACCACCAUCUUCGACGCCGUGUACUAUCUCGACCUGCUGCAGAAGGACCUCGGCCUAAAUCCCCUUCGCAAACCGAAGGGGCUGCUCACCGAGAUAACGAGCCCCUACGGUGCAGAGGACUAUCGGGACGUGAACGAGGAAUGGCAGAGCAAAUUUGGCAGCGUCACGGCCGCAUAA